Acaulospora morrowiae is the source of this 678-nucleotide messenger RNA. The record is from the annotation of a GenBank genome assembly. NCBI's taxonomy places the organism in Eukaryota, Fungi, Glomeromycota, Glomeromycetes, Diversisporales, Acaulosporaceae.
AUGGCCGGAUUCACAUCUAUCAAGGAUGCUAUUUACUUUUCCAUCCUCGUAUCUGGGACUAACUUCCUUAUGACAGGGAUAGCCCUCUUCCUGAUAGAUAAGAUCGGGAGACGUCGAAUAUUACUGUACACGAUUGUCGGCACGGCGGUUGGCCUGGCGAUUUUGGGCGUUGGAUUUGUCUUUGUCACAGGCUUCACGACAAAACAGAACACGUGUUUUGACUAUAGAGGGAAUUGCGGAGCGUGCAUAAUAGAUGAUAGAUGUGGGUUUAGCAUGGAUAGUGACUCGUGCGUUCUCAAGAAUCAGAGUAAUUCAGGAAGUUUGUACUUAUCGUGUCCUUCAAUUAACACCGGAGGAAGUUGGUUUACUUUGGUCAGCUUGGUGAUUUUUGUUACCUCAUAUGCCCUUGGUCUAGGGCAUGUACCAUGGACCGUGCAAAGCGAGUUGUUUCCUUUGAGCGUAAGGGGAAGAGCUGUGGGGUUAGCAACAGCCACAAACUGGCUUGCUAAUUUAGGUGUCGCUGUAUCCUUUCUGCCGCUGACCGAGGUCAUAACAAUCUCGGGAACAUUUUGGAUCUACGCAAUAUUCAUGGUCAUAGGCUGGAUAUUUGUUUACACUGCAGUACCCGAAACUGCUGGUAAAUCUCUAGAAGAGAUUCAGGAACUGUUUCUACGAUAA